Cladocopium goreaui is the source of this 5255-nucleotide messenger RNA. The record is from the annotation of a GenBank genome assembly. Lineage: Eukaryota; Dinophyceae; Suessiales; Symbiodiniaceae.
GUCAUGGCUUUGCUUCGUCAAGCAGUUCGCUCUGUGGCUCAGGUCCCUGCCCUGCGUGCAGCAGCACCAGGCACUGCUGUCCUGUGCCGUGCGUUGCCAUCAGUGGAUGCAUCUUUGAGCCAACCAGCCCCAUUGGCUUCAGUGGGUCUUGGCGCACCACUCUCCAAGCGUAACGCUGGUGUCUCCGUGUUGGGCUGUGCCAUCGCAAUGGUGGCUGUCGGUGGUUGUGCCCAGGGCAUCGGCCAGCUCUUCGCAGCAUUGGUUGUUGGCAUGGCACGCAAUCCAUCCAUGAAGGAAGAUCUUUUCACGUACACGCUCAUUGGGAUGGGUUUCUUGGAGUUCUUGGCCAUCGUUGUCAUUCUAAUUGCAGGCGUGUAUUGGCCGAUCGUGCUAGACUCGCCAGACGUGAGGGCAUGCCAUGCCCGCAGAGAUGCAGAGAUGCAGCGAAGUGCCAGAUCACCACAGGCUUCAGUGCGGGUUCGUGAAGAGCUCACAGACGUCAUGGCUUUGCUUCGUCAAGCAGUUCGCUCUGUGGCUCAGGUCCCUGCCCUGCGUGCAGCAGCACCAGGCGCACCACUCUCCAAGCGUAACGCUGGUGUCUCCGUGUUGGGCUGUGCCAUCGCAAUGGUGGCUGUCGGUGGUUGUGCCCAGGGCAUCGGCCAGCUCUUCGCAGCAUUGGUUGUUGGCAUGGCACGCAAUCCAUCCAUGAAGGAAGAUCUUUUCACGUGCCCGAGCGGGUCAGCUUUGUGCAAUUGCUUCGUCUCCAGUUGGGGAAAGGAUGGUGCUGGUGAGGAUGGUCAGGGAAAGCUGAAGGCCUACCACCCAACUCUUGGCGCAAGGUACACGCUCAUUGGGAUGGGUUUCUUGGAGUUCUUGGCCAUCGUUGUCAUUCUAAUUGCAGGCGUGUAUUGGCCGAUCGGGGUGCUGCUGCGGGCGCUCCGGGGGUGGCUGGCCGAGGUACAAGACAUUGGGGAGAUCUGCAGGGGGGUCGUGCCAAACCCCUCGGGACCCCAACUGACCCCUGGUGGUGAAAUCCGGGGGGUUAUAGGGCCACCACUGCCGCCACCUCCAAAUACUGAGGGCUUACCCGCAGCUCCAAGUGUUGUGACAGCUGCGACCUCCAAAGCCCCUCCGCCUGUCAAAACCGAGACCGAAGAAGCAGCGUUGCCGCCUGCUGUACCUGCUGAAGAAGCACUGCCACCUGCAAAGCCAGAGCCUGUGGAUAAGAGAGCAAAGUCUGAGCAUUCACAGGACGAGAGGACACCUGCUGAAGGACCGGGUGUUGAGACGGCCGAGUACUACGAAGAGGGGGAGGAAGAAGAGCAUUUCACCCCUGAUCUGGAGCGGCCUCGGAGCCCUUCACGGCCACCUCCUCCUCGAAGGGAGGUCCCAGACAGGCGGAGCCCCAGGCGCCCGGCGGCCUCCCCUGGGCGGGCACGGGGGAAGGCAAAGGCAAAGGCGGGUCCCGUCAGGCCGCGGCGGCCUGGUCCGGCAGCAGCGAAAGUCAUCUUCAGUCAUGCAGUGACCUUGGAACAGUGCAAAGGUUUUACAGACCUGGAGCUUAUGGAGGCUACAUACUGGGCCGAGCCGGUCAGGGCGACUUUCAAGAUGGAGAGUAUGCAGCUGGACAAGGGGGAGCUGUACUUGAAGGGGCGUCUCUUGGGUACGCAGUCCGAGCGGCUCCUAAAGGUGGCGACGGGAUUGCCGGACCACCGGGUGGAUGUCCACCUGUGCGACUACACCUGCGGGGGAGUUCCGCACCGCGACGACCUGAUCCACGUCACCAAGUUCAAGCAGUUAGGGGACGACCGGGAGCCGUGGAUGAGCAACCUGGGUCCCGUAGAAGCCCCACCCGACACCGGGGAGGACGAACUUCAGGUGCUGAGGGCAGAUCAGCGACGCCGAGGAGGAGAAGCUCCUGGAGAGGGAGUGGCUCACGGACGCGACAGACGAAGCCGGUCACGAAGGAGGCGGAGUCGGAGUCGGAAGCGGCGGAAAACAGGCUUGAAGGUCGAGAGCCAAAAGGAGGUAGUGGCCCUCUUCCAAAACACCGGCCUGGACCCCGACCCAAAAGUCCGACGACGGUUCAGGCGGCGCGCAGGCAAGAUAGCCCGGAAGAAGAGGAUGGGCUCCAGCUCCUCAUCGGGGAGCAGCAGCGACAGCAGUCCCGCCGAAGAGACGCUUCCGGCCGACGAUAUGCACCUGUUCGGGGGCAGUGGAAGGGUGCAACUCAUCGGACGCCGUCUGCCAGGGUCGUUGGCCGCGGCGGCCUUGGACGAGGCGUCGGAUGCGCUAGUGACCCACGAGGGGGGGUUAUGGGACCUCCAUUCGGGGGCACUCCCCCCCUUGUUUGUCCGGUAUUUCCGUCAACAACUCAGCUCAAAGAUGAGCCCCGCCAUGUCACGAGAAGCUCAAACGAUAUCCCACCUCCUCGAUCACCUGUUGCGGGGGAAGGUGGCGGACGCGCUCGAUCUGGGCGCCCAACGCCUCAAGGCGUUAGAAGCACAGGCCAGCGGCGUACAUUUUACAGUAGCUCAACAACAAGAAUUGAUUCCCAAGGAGGCGGCUUCAAUGAGUACAGUAGUGGAAAUGCAGGACGCCGCCCGUCGGGCGCGGGAGGAAGGAAAGAUGCGAUUGGAGAGUUCGCGCCCCUACGGGGCCCGGAGCUCCUAUCCUCCUCGGGCCGAGGACCAUGGCAAGGGCAACCAACGGAAGGGCGGCAAAGGAAAAGGUGGCAAGACCGAGACCAAGAAGGGCGAGGGCAAAAAAGGUCAACCGCAGAUCGAGUUGAAAAGGUUGGCUGCGGGAGAGGCUUGCUCUGGCCAUACGGAUUGUGGAGUGACUUUUGCAACUGGGCGGACUGAGCCUGGUAGCCACCUCACUGGGGUGGCACCGAAUUGGGGUGACUUGAACCCUGAAUGCAUGUCUGCGCUUACGCCGACGAGCGUGGGCCGCGCCGAUACAGGGCUGCCAGCUGUAGAUGCGUUUCACCAGAAGCUGGGUGCACACGGUCAGCGGCUGCGAGAUUUGGGGGUCCAUAUUAAUGCACUUCUCAAACGAUAUCUUCGAUCUACCACACGCAGCAAGACUUUGUCCACGGCGGUGAAGGAUUUGUUUCCUUUACCCCUUGAGAUUUGCAAAGAAGUGGACCCCCAGCGACAAGCCUGGCUAGAAGCGAUGGUGAUUGGGCUUAAUGAGCUCAAUGGCAGUGCAGCUGGAGACGCUAUGGUGGUAUCCGAGGCGCAAAAGGAGGUUGGCCGUGUGUUGAGAUCUUUUUUAGACAGGGUAUGGACUUGGGAUGAAGUGGUUCCUACAGAAGGGUUUGGUACUUAUUUCGACGUUAAGGGGGUCGAUUAUCGGGGUGAAGAGAUACGACUGGCCCGGUCCUUCACCUGGGAGUGUAUUGCUCCUUCUCUCCCUCAAGAAGUGGGAGACACUGGCACUAUGCCGACCAUUGCCAACUUCAGCAGCUUCUACCUGGAGGAAGGCGAGGUAGCAAUGUUGGGGUCGGAGGACAUAAAGUGUUUCUAUUAUUUGUUCCAAGUUCCCCCCGGUUGGCGAAAGUAUUUGGGCUUUGCUAGGGAGGUGGCUCAGCAUUUGCUGCCUCCUGAAUUGAAAGGCAGGGUUUGCCAUUUAGUGUCACUGGUUUUACCCAUGGGUUUCAUUAACUCGGUGGGAUUGGCCCAGCACAUCCACCGAAAUGUAUGCCAAUGGAGUGCUCCUGAUGAACCUGAAGGGUGGGGAGCGCAACGGGAAAUGAGGCGAGACCGUCCUGCCACGGUGUCCAAAGAGAUCUUCAGGAUUUACUUGGACAAUUGGGACGAGCUCCGUAAGGUAGACCGGGACCUGGCAUCCGAUGUGGAAGGCAAACCUUCCGCCCAUCAGUUGGCUUUACGGGCCCAGUAUGAAGAGCUGCAACUCCCUCGCCACCCAAAGAAAUCAGUUGAAGGGGGGUUGCGAGCUGAGGUACAAGGGGCCAUAUUUGAUGGUCAAGAAGGGGUGGCUUAUGCAAAGCCGUCUAAGGUCUUGAAAUAUGUGGGUCUCACCCUGGAGCUCCUGGACAGGGGUUCGGCCUCACAGCGGGAGCUUCAGGUAGUGGCUGGGGGGAUGGUGUACAUCACAAUGUUCAGGAGAGCAUUGUUGUGCUCCCUGAACGCCAUCUGGAGGCAGAUUGAGGACCUGAAACAAGAGCCUCCUGUAGUGCGACGUCCAAUCCCCUUUAAUGUCCAGGCCGAGAUGAUCCGCUUUGUAGCACUUGUGCCGCUAGGGCAGAUGGAUUUCAGGGCUACCAUGCAUCCUCAAGUCACAGCCAGUGACGCUUCAACUACAGGCGGAGGUUUCUGUGUUACCUCAGGUCUCACCGCUUAUGGGGUGUCCGCCUUGGCAGACGUCUGCGCCAUCACCGAGGAGGACGUGCGACAGUGGGCCUGUCGUUUCACUUCAGUGGGGGUAGUGCUGAUCGGUUCCCAGGGUGGUCAGGAUGGUUCGAACCGCCUUUCCGUGGGCACAGACCCAUUAGAAGACCGUGGUACGGUGCCAGAGGGGGUGGACACCUACCCCUACCAGGUGGAUGCCGCGGGGGUCAGUCUUGCCCAUCGCCCGCGGCUGUAUUGGUUAUCGUGGGAGUUGGUUCCGGAGGAGGGUUUAGCCCUAUCAGAGUGGGUGGGGGAGCAUUGGAAUGCUUACCGUGUGGCCCAGCUCACGGCUGAAUUUGAUUACAAGGACUACGUGGAACCUGGCUGGGCCAUCACUGCUGACCAACGACUCCCCACCUUUACCACGGCUAGACCCUCUGAAACUCCUGGGCGCAAGCCAGCAGGAUUGAGUCGAUGUGACCUCCCCACGAAAACCAGAUGGAGGGAGGAUAAACAUCGAUAUCCCCCUUAUCAAUACCGGGCGGAAAACUGCCUCAAGCACAGUGACGGGCGACUACGGCCGGCCACAAUUGCCGAGCGUGAAACCAUUCUUGGUUUCCCCCUGCACUAUACAAAAAAUUGCGUUGCCAAAAGCCAUCAGGUGGGAGAGGCUUACUCUGAUUUGAGGAGGACUCUCCUGGGCAAUACCUGGUCAGUCCAAGUGGUUGUGUGCCUUCUGAAACAGCUGUUCCAGCCCUUGGGGUUGACACCAGUCUCCUCAAUACAAGCCUUGAUCGAUAGCAUGACUCCUGGCCGUGGGAGCCGGUUACAAACCCUCCUGCAUCGUGCCCCAUUGAGGCGAAACACAGACGCUCGGGUGCCUGAAGGCAACCUUGCCAA